AUGUUCCAGCCUCAACCAACACCUUUUGCGUUCCACGCCUCGGUACAACAUCCCUACUCUCAUCCUCAUCCCCACGCCCACGGGCAUUCGUACAUCCAACCCCAUGGCGGCCCGCCCCAGGACCACCCGUCUCAGAACAGCGUAGGCUAUGGCAUCAGCGCUGGUACAGCAGGGUUGGGAGACAUGAUGAUGAGGAAUGAUGAAGGAGGAAGAGGAGGAGGGGUAGGGAGGGUGGAGAUGAGGAUUAGGAUGGGCAUGUUGGGCGAUGGUGUCGGAGGUGCAUCUCACGACGUCGACAUUGGAGCAGGAAUGGCCGGUUCACACAACGGCUACUUGUUGUCGCCAGGAGAAGGGAGGGGGGGAGGAGGCCCUGGUUCCGAUUCCGAUCCUCGAAGUCAAGGCCAAGGUCCAAGUCAAGCUCACGGUCAAUUUGGAGCUGUUGGAACUGUUGGAGCUGGAGUUGGAGCUGGCGUGGGUUCCUCGUCGGGUGUGUCGUCGGUGGGACUGGACGGCAUGGGCAACCCCCUGGUGAUGGGCGGUGGUAGUGGUGGCGGCAGCGGCAGGCUAGGGCUGGGUAUGGGGAUGGGGAUGGGCAUGAGCAUGGGUAUGGUUCGGAUUCAGGUUGCUGGACUUGCACAUCAACAGCAAACGGCUUCUUGUGCCUCUCCUUCGUCUACCUCUCCUUCACCUGCCUCCCCGCCUCCUCUUGCUCCUCCUCCUCCUCCUCCUCCUCCUCCUCGUCUUCCUCCCACCGCAGCCGUCUCUGGCGUUCCCACCGCGGCUUCUUCUUUUUCUUUUUCUUCUUCUUCUUCUUCUGCUGCAGCAGCUGCAGCAGCAGCUGCUACUACGACUCCGGCUGCCCCCGGGGCAGCGUCUCCCACCUCCACAUCGUCUUCCUCCCGCUCCUUCUCCCGCUCCUCCCACCCCCAUUCCCGUUCGCCCUACUCCCACCACUUUUACUCCAACCACAACCACCACACUCCCCACGGCCACGGCCACGUCCAGCAACAACACCCUCACCGUCACCCCGGCGCCUCUUCUUCGACAACAUCCUCUUCUGCUUUUUACACCAACAACUCCCACGCCAACGCCAGCUUCGCAAAUACCGCCGCUCCUGACCACGCCAACGCAGUGAACACACGUCCUUCCGCCAUGGAACCCGGCGACCCCUCCGACGUUGCCGCCCAAGAAGCCGCCGCUCGGGAUUAUCAGCCACAGCUCGAGGGUUCAUUGGUGGGCGACAAGAUCACAAGCGACGCCAUAACCGACGAGUACGCCAAGGCCGACGACAUUUACAUUGCAAAGACCAUCAAUCUCCCCCAGACAUACUCUCACUACCGCCCGGUUCAAGGCGACGGAAAUUGCGGCUGGCGAGCCAUCGGCUUCUCCUAUUUUGAGCAUCUCAUCAACAAUGGCGAUCAGCACCAGAUCCUCGGCGAGGUCGCGCGCAUCACGAGUUUGAAUCAGUAUCUCCUCAACGUCGGCGGCUACGAUCGCAUGUUGUUUGAGGACAUGGUGGACGAGACGAUUGGUCUGCUAAAGGAUGUCGCUCAGCACGUUACCAACCCGCCGCUGGCCAUGGACAUAUUGGCCCAGCGCUUCAACGACCAGGGCUGCUCCAAUGCCAUUAUCUAUCACCUUAGACUUUUGGCGCUCUCCUGGCUCAAGGGAAACGUCGAGCUUUACGAACCCUUUAUUCCCGCCGAGACGGGUAUCAUCGGCUAUUGCGCCGAAAUCGAACGUCCCAACAGAGAGAUUGACCAUCUCGGCAUCAUUUUGCUCGUUCAGGUGCUGCUGAAACCCCUCAACUUUGUGCUGGAGAUUGCAUAUUUGGAUCGGAGUCCGGGAAACCAGGUCAACAUUUACCGCUUCCCUGACGAGGCCAAUGGUCAGGAUCCUGCUACGCUGGGCCCAAUCAUUUACUUGCUUUACCGGCCCGAUCAUUACGAUAUCCUGUACAAAUCGCCCCCAAACCCGGCACCCUUGACUCUCCAGGUUAACCGAGUUGGCUCAUUUUCUCACCCACAAGAGAUCACGAGCGUGGCCCCGUCUUUGCAUAGUUACGCGAACCUCGACUUCGGUCCCUUGGCCAUGCUGCCCGGAUUCGGUGGCCCGCCCUCGGGUUUGUCAUCGGGCUUAUCUUCACUCGGCUCACCCACAUCCACCUCCCCGCUGCCAGAUGCUUACGACCCUUCGCCUCAAUCACCUUGGCUCGCGACACCGUACUCUGAUCACAUUCAACAGCAGCAGCAGCAGCAGCAGCAGCAUCAGAACGUGGCGGCUUCUCGUCCGCAGUCUCAAGCGCCGGCUCGGCCGCAGCAGUCGACGCCCGCCCCCACGAAGCCGUCUCAACCCGUUGACUACCAGCUCAGAUUUAGCCACCAGUGCUGGCAUCUCAACAACACCAACUCUGCCCAACCGUCCGUGAUACCAGGUCAGGCAGGUUUCCAAGAGCCGAGCUUUACCACCGCAAUGUUCAAGAACAGCCAUUUCAACAAGGCGCAUUACAACAAUCCUCACUUUCAUCCCGAAGAGUGGACUCCUGACGAAGAUGGCCACCACGAGAGGCUGCCGGCGCCCAGGAAGAAGGGGAGGAUCAGAUCAGAUCACUAG
Molecule: messenger RNA, 2613 nt
Organism: Colletotrichum orchidophilum
Lineage: Eukaryota; Fungi; Ascomycota; Sordariomycetes; Glomerellales; Glomerellaceae
Product: peptidase C65 Otubain
Exons: 5
Coding region: 1-2613 (870 amino acids)
Biological process (GO): protein K48-linked deubiquitination
Cellular component (GO): nucleus
Molecular function (GO): ubiquitin binding; cysteine-type deubiquitinase activity
Source: RefSeq, a predicted model, not a curated record